This is a messenger RNA of Mizuhopecten yessoensis (Yesso scallop), 1200 nucleotides long. Its product is annotated as chymotrypsinogen A-like. Gene Ontology annotation, biological process: proteolysis. Gene Ontology annotation, molecular function: serine-type endopeptidase activity. The transcript has 7 exons. The coding region runs from base 3 to 1067 and encodes 354 amino acids. The record is from RefSeq and is a predicted model, not a curated record. NCBI's taxonomy places the organism in Eukaryota, Metazoa, Mollusca, Bivalvia, Pectinida, Pectinidae.
CAAUGAAGGCGACACUUCUGUCUGUGUGUGUAGUUCUCGUGUGUGUCGGACACUGCUCAGGCUUAAAGUUCGCUCAUCGUUUGGAGUCAUGUGAAGCGUCCGGGGGUCAGUGCACACGAGCCACAAAAUGUGAAGGACGGGUAGCCGAUGGUUAUGGAGACUGUAUGAGGGGGAAGGUGUGUUGUCUAUUGGACUUACCGUCAGUGGAUGUUCCCUCUGGACAAGCGGACCACCAGCCUCAGGAAUCUGUUGUAGAGGAACACACAGGUAGUGUAGAACCUGAAGGACAGGUGGACAUACCUCAUCCAGGGACUUUCCAAUGUGGUAAGAUAACAAUUUACCCGUCCACUGUCAACCCUCGACUGCGGAUAGUAGGCGGUCAGUCAGCCUUGGAAGGCGAGUGGCCAUGGCAAGUGUCAUUCCAUGACGUCACUGGUCACUUCUGUGGAGGAAGUCUAAUCAAUGACCAGUGGGUUGUCACGGCUGCUCACUGUCUCCAGAGACACACUCCGACAGAUGUGACGAUAUACCUAGGGGAACACCAUCUUGAUAACGUUACUGGAAACGAAAAUAAAUUGACAACUUCUGAGUGGGUAGUUCACCCAACCUACGCACCCUCCCAAAGAGGGACACCAAACGACAUCGCCCUGGUCAAACUGGAUAGGGCGGUAGACAUAACCGGAAAUUACGUUCGGACAGCAUGUUUACCGGGGUCCAUGGAUGUGUUUGACGAAACUGACCACUGUGUCAUCAGCGGCUGGGGCAACUCCAUGGGGACUGCGGACGAGAAAUACCUACAACACAUUUCCGUACCCAUCACACCGUCAUCUGCCUGUAACGACAGCUGGAAUGGCGUCAUUAACAACGGACACGUCUGUGUGGGGCAUGGAGAUGUUGGCGCAUGCGGAGGGGAUUCCGGUGGACCUCUUGUCUGUCUCCGGGAUGACCAUUAUAUUCUGGUUGGUGUGACGUCAUGGGGAUCAUUUUCCUGUCAGCAUUACGGUUACCCCAAUAUCUACACUCGUGUCACAUCUUAUCUGGAGUGGAUCAAGUCUGUUAUCCAGUAAAUUCAUGCAGGUUGCAAUACAUUUUUGGCAAUAUCACGUCUUUGAAAUGAUAAUAACUGCUGCUAUUAACCAUUGAGACAACAUGUGUUGAAUCGUGUUAGCGUGGUUUGCAUAUCGACUAAUGAAAUUUUUU